Molecule: messenger RNA, 747 nt
Organism: Babesia microti strain RI
Lineage: Eukaryota; Apicomplexa; Aconoidasida; Piroplasmida; Babesiidae
Exons: 1
Coding region: 1-747 (248 amino acids)
Molecular function (GO): carbohydrate binding
Source: RefSeq, a predicted model, not a curated record
AUGUCCAUACACCUAAACAAAUACUUGGUACUUUGCAACGGUGAUAUAUAUCAAUCAAAUUAUGGAGACAUGGAAACCACUAGCAUAACUGGUACAAUUUUUAACUUGAAUUCAUCACAACUAAAUGAUUGUGCCGUGCUUGUAGACUGGAAACAUAGAACAUACCCACUUUCAAACGGUACCUAUGUACUACAUAACAUGGUACCGGGUGAAUACAUUAUUACAAUUUCCCACCCUGAACUGAUGUUCCAUGAUGUGUUCAUCAUUAUCACCAAGAUCCAAGGCGCUUUUAGAGUUUUAGCAUCAAGGUAUUCUCCUUACUAUGGCAGGGAGGGUAAAUCAUGGGAUAAAAUCGCACACCAGCCCAUUGGAUUAUACAGUGAAAUUUCCUCUGAAAGUUUCAUGUUAAAUUUCAAAAUGAGUAUGCCAAACAUUUUAGGCCUUGUCUUAGUUUUAUUGGUAAUAUAUUCAAUCGUUUACACACCAACAAUUCUCACCAAAAGGAAACUAUUUGCCAUGCUUUACGACAUUGAGUGGCUGUCAAAGAAAACUGGUCAUGGCUGGAUACAAAUAUCGGAGCUCACAAAACAGUAUAUUAACAAAGAUUUGAAUAAAUCAGAUUUCACCCAUGAAAAAUUGAAAGAAAUUGAUUGGGGCACUAUAAAUAACGUAGAAACAUAUAGCGAUGACAUGGCAUCCCCAUUCAUGUCCAAGAUUCUACAUGUUGCUCAGUCACUACGGCCUUAA